AGCUCGCUCCGCGGAGGCCCAGCUGCCGCCACCGCCGCGGCCGGCGCUGGAACCGCGGCUCGCCGCCUGCUCUACCGAGCGUUGAGGGCCAGGGUCCGAGGCUCACGGGAGGCGACAGCGAGCAUCCGGGGAGAGAGCGACAGGCGGCGCGGAGACCGGCCCCGGGUGCCCGGGCCAUGCGGGCCGGGCGGCUGCGCUGAACGGAGGCCGAGCCCGGGACCUGCCGGGGGACUGCCGGGCUGCGGGCCAUGGAUGCGGCGGCAGCGGCGCGGGACGGCGGGAGCCCGGCCGCGACCAGGUGAGGAGGCGGCGUCCGGCGCCACUGCAGCCGCGGCGGCCUCGGAGGAAGAAGGCUCGCCGCCGCGCGCCCGCCCGCCCGUCGUCGCAGCCCUUCCUGUUGGGAUUAUCUUCUGCUCCCCGCUGCUCCUUCGCUCCCCGCGGUCGAAGCCGCCGCUCGGCUUCAGCGGCUCGGACUCCUUCGCAGCCGGUGCCUCCUCCCCUACCUGGGCCUCGCAGCGGGGAGACCCUUGGGCGAGACCAUGAGGAAAUUCAACAUCAGGAAGGUGCUGGACGGCCUGACCGCAGGCUCGUCCUCGGCCUCGCAACAGCAGCAACAGCAGCAGCACCCGCCUGGGAACCGGGAGCCGGAGAUCCAGGAGACGCUCCAGUCCGAACACUUCCAACUCUGCAAGACUGUUCGCCAUGGAUUCCCCUAUCAGCCCUCAGCCCUGGCCUUUGAUCCCGUUCAGAAGAUCCUGGCGGUAGGAACUCAGACUGGUGCUUUAAGGCUCUUUGGUCGUCCAGGAGUGGAAUGUUAUUGCCAGCACGACAGCGGAGCAGCAGUGAUCCAACUCCAGUUCCUGAUUAAUGAGGGAGCCCUUGUGAGUGCCUUGGCUGAUGACACCCUACACUUAUGGAAUUUACGUCAAAAAAGGCCUGCCGUACUACAUUCACUUAAAUUUUGCAGAGAAAGGGUUACAUUUUGCCAUCUGCCUUUCCAGAGUAAGUGGCUCUAUGUGGGCACUGAGCGAGGAAACAUACACAUUGUUAAUGUGGAGUCCUUCACACUCUCAGGCUAUGUCAUUAUGUGGAAUAAAGCCAUCGAACUGUCAUCUAAAGCUCACCCAGGACCAGUUGUGCAUAUAAGUGACAAUCCCAUGGACGAGGGGAAGCUUUUGAUUGGCUUCGAAUCUGGAACAGUAGUCUUAUGGGACCUCAAGUCAAAGAAGGCUGACUACAGAUACACAUACGACGAGGCUAUUCACUCUGUGGCUUGGCAUCAUGAAGGAAAACAAUUUAUUUGCAGUCAUUCUGACGGUACUUUGACCAUAUGGAAUGUGAGAUCCCCUGCUAAACCUGUACAGACCAUCACUCCUCACGGAAAACAGUUGAAGGAUGGGAAGAAGCCAGAGCCAUGCAAGCCUAUCCUGAAGGUGGAGUUGAAGACAACAAGAUCCGGGGAACCUUUUAUUAUUUUGUCAGGAGGCUUAUCCUAUGAUACCGUGGGAAGAAGACCCUGCUUAACAGUGAUGCACGGGAAAAGCACAGCAGUGCUGGAAAUGGACUAUUCAAUCGUUGACUUUCUCACACUCUGUGAAACGCCAUAUCCAAACGAUUUUCAGGAACCAUAUGCUGUGGUUGUUCUCCUGGAAAAGGACUUAGUGCUGAUAGACCUUGCACAAAAUGGAUACCCUAUAUUUGAGAAUCCCUACCCUUUGAGUAUACACGAGUCCCCUGUUACAUGUUGUGAAUAUUUUGCUGAUUGUCCUGUGGAUCUUAUUCCUGCACUUUACUCUGUUGGAGCUAGACAGAAGCGUCAAGGUUACAGCAAAAAGGAAUGGCCCAUCAAUGGUGGUAAUUGGGGCUUGGGUGCUCAAAGUUACCCAGAAAUAAUUAUUACAGGGCAUGCUGAUGGCUCGGUGAAAUUCUGGGACGCUUCUGCAAUAACUCUACAAGUACUAUAUAAAUUAAAAACAUCUAAAGUAUUUGAGAAGUCAAGAAACAAAGAUGACAGACAGAACACAGACAUUGUAGAUGAAGAUCCAUAUGCCAUUCAGAUCAUCUCCUGGUGCCCAGAGAGCAGGAUGCUGUGCAUAGCUGGAGUGUCAGCCCAUGUCAUCAUCUAUAGAUUCAGCAAGCAGGAAGUGCUUACCGAAGUCAUCCCGAUGCUUGAAGUUCGACUGUUAUAUGAAAUAAAUGAUGUGGAUACUCCAGAGGGUGAGCAGCCCCCGCCUCUGUCCACCCCCGUGGGCAGCUCCAACCCUCAGCCCAUUCCUCCUCAGUCUCAUCCGUCUACCAGCAGCAGCUCAUCUGACGGGCUUCGUGAUAACGUUCCUUGCUUAAAAGUUAAAAACUCCCCACUUAAGCAGUCUCCAGGCUAUCAGACAGAGCUGGUCAUUCAGUUGGUGUGGGUGGGUGGAGAACCCCCGCAGCAGAUCACCAGCCUGGCACUCAACUCUUCCUAUGGACUGGUGGUUUUCGGCAACUGUAACGGCAUCGCAAUGGUUGACUACCUCCAGAAAGCAGUACUGCUCAACCUCAGCACCAUCGAACUUUACGGCUCAAAUGAUCCUUAUCGGAGAGAACCUCGCUCGCCCCGAAAAUCCCGACAGCCUUCAGGAGCGGGCCUGUGUGAUAUCACCGAAGGGACUGUCGUCCCGGAGGAUCGCUGCAAAUCUCCCACUUCCGGUUCUUCAUCGCCACACAAUUCAGAUGAUGAACAAAAAGUGAAUAAUUUUAUAGAAAAGGUGAAGACCCAAAGCAGAAAGUUUUCCAAGAUGGUAGCCAAUGAUCUAGCAAAGAUGUCAAGGAAAUUAAGCUUGCCAACUGACCUAAAGCCUGAUUUAGAUGUAAAAGACAAUUCCUUCAGCAGAUCGCGGAGUUCAAGUGUAACCAGCAUUGACAAAGAGUCCCGGGAAACCAUCUCUGCUCUUCAUUUCUGUGAGACUUUGACGCGGAAGGCCGACUCUUCCCCCUCCCCCUGCCUGUGGGUCGGAACUACAGUGGGAACUGCGUUUGUCAUCACGCUGAAUCUCCCCCCGGGGCCUGAGCAGAGACUCCUUCAGCCAGUGAUUGUGUCUCCAAGCGGUACUAUAUUGAGGUUAAAAGGUGCAAUCUUGAGGAUGGCAUUUCUGGAUGCCACGGGCUGCUUAAUGUCUCCUGCAUACGAACCCUGGAAAGAACACAACGUUGCUGAAGAAAAAGACGAAAAGGAGAAAUUGAAAAAGCGGCGACCUGUCUCAGUGUCCCCCUCCUCUUCUCAGGAAAUUAGUGAGAACCAGUACGCAGUGAUAUGCUCUGAAAAGCAAGCAAAGGUCAUGUCACUGCCAACCCAGAGCUGUGCAUACAAGCAGAACAUCACCGAGACGUCCUUCGUGCUCCGCGGAGACAUUGUCGCACUGAGUAACAGUGUCUGCCUCGCCUGCUUCUGUGCCAAUGGCCAUAUCAUGACUUUCAGUUUGCCAAGCUUGAGGCCUCUCCUGGAUGUCUACUACCUGCCCCUUACCAACAUGCGGAUAGCCAGGACAUUCUGCUUCGCCAACAACGGACAAGCCUUAUACCUUGUUUCACCUACAGAAAUCCAGAGACUCACCUACAGUCAGGAGACAUGUGAAAAUCUUCAGGAGAUGCUCGGUGAACUCUUCACGCCUGUAGAGACACCAGAAGCACCAAACAGAGGCUUCUUCAAAGGCUUAUUUGGAGGCGGUGCACAAUCUCUCGAUAGAGAAGAACUAUUUGGAGAGUCGUCCUCGGGAAAGGCCUCCAGGAGCCUCGCACAACACAUCCCGGGCCCUGGUGGGAUCGAAGGUGUGAAAGGAGCCGCGUCAGGAGUGGUGGGUGAACUUGCCCGAGCCAGGCUGGCCCUCGACGAAAGAGGACAGAAGCUCAGUGACUUGGAAGAAAGGACGGCAGCCAUGAUGUCCAGCGCAGACUCCUUCUCCAAACAUGCUCAUGAGAUGAUGCUGAAAUACAAAGAUAAGAAGUGGUACCAGUUCUGACAACUAGAACUCAGUAAGUCCAGCUUCAACCAGAAGGAAAAAGAAGUUUCCUUGUUGAUAUCACUGAUGUAUUUGGGGAAGAUAACGUAAAAGGGACGCACUUUGCUGAGAACUUCUUUCCCAGCACAAUCAUGCACUGUUUUACCUCAGUCACACGGCUUUAACUGAGAAGACUCCCCAUGCGUGCAAACCGGAGCAUAGAGUGUGUGCUGGCUGUGCAUUGACGAACGGAGAACUGAGUGGGGUCACGCUGACAGAUGAACAUCCAGAAGAUGUUGACAAGUCCUGGAGGACUAUUCUGUGGAUCAUUCCUGUAUUAAACUUUCAUAUGCCAAAAGACUUUGUGCCGUUGUAUCUGCCAUCAGUGUUUGAUCCGACGUGGGGAGAGGCAAUAAACCAGAAGUUGUAAGUCCACAAAGGUCACUUUGUAUCUGGACUGCAUUGUGAGCAGCUGUCUGCACUCACCCUCUCUCAAACAGACUGCUUAUCAGUCUUAGUGAAAAAGCAGCAAGCUGUCCCUUCUCGCUAGACUCUGCCGAAUGGUGGGCUUUCAGUAAUCAGAGCACACACACACAGCUCGUGUGCGUGCGGGAUCCUCUUCUACUCUCAUCAUCACAUACUGUGUUCAGUUCCUAUGUUUUCCAAAGCAAAACAAGGUGAUGUGUCACUUUUCAUGGAAAAGUGUGGCGCAUAGCUGAGUCGCUCAUCUUCGGGGAGUUUCCAUGUAGUAGCCAUGCAGAGUGGAAGAGUGAGAGAACCUGCAUUGUGGUGAGGAGAAUCCGUCCCUGUCCUGUGUCCUGUUCACAUCAGUUCAGCUAAAAGUAGACCUGACCAACACAGUUACUGGUUAAAUUUGUAGAAAAGUCGAAAUUGGCUAAGUUUUUAAUUUUGCUUGAAAUUUUAUAAAAUGUUUAACCAAAUGUACCCUUGCAUUAUUUAAUUAAAAUUGCUAAAACAGCAGUGUUUUAUCAUUUCAGUAAAGUGCUCAGCUCCCUUUUAAAACUGCCCUCCAUUCGCUCACAGUUCCAGUACACUCAGGUGAUGAGCCAGUUUAAUCUCAGUGCACACACUGCUGCCGCAUGGAGAGCUGCAGGGCUCUCUUGUCCAGUUAUCCAAGAGUCUAGUCUGAUGAGCUACAAAAUAUCUCCCGUAGAAAACAUCACGCUCCUGUACAUAUCCCUUUGACAUACUAAAAGCAAAAAGGAAAUGUUGACAGCAGUCAGUCAUGAAGUUUUUUCUGUAACCAAGAGUGGUGUGCAUUGGAGGGCAGCAGACACUGAGUGAUUGGUUCUUGCAGUAGCAUGACAGCCUAGAGAGGAUGCAGCCUGUACUGCAGUCAGGGGCUGUGAUUGCUAAAGCCACAAAGGAAGCCGGGAAGGGAAGGGGAGUGGGGGUGUGAACUUCACACACUGUCUCCUGUGGACGUCUGUACUGGGUCACUGUCCUUACGUGCAGGCAGGGCACAGAUUCCUGCGACUCGGGCUUUUUCCUGCUCUGUGUGAGAAGUUAAGUCCCUGUAGGUCAUCCUCACUUCUCAGCCUGCCGCUUGCCCCUGUCUCUUUCAUUAAUAAUUCUUUUGUUUACAUUUUAUAAUGUGCACUACUGGAUAUCAAAGUUUACAUCAAAGUUUACUUUAAAUAGCAUAGUAAGGAUUAAAUAUAUGUGAUAAAGAGAACUGAUCAAGAUAAAAAUGUUUUUAAACUAUAAUCAUUUUUUAAAAUUUCUGAAUCUGUAGAAAGUGAAAAAACAUUCGUUUCAUGUCUGUUCUCUGAACAUUCGGCAAUUUACAAAUUGCUUAAUUUGCAUUAUAUAUUGUCCAUUAAACCCAUGUUCCAUGGUACCUCACUGGAAGAAUUGGGUCCUUUCUUAAAGGUAUAGUUUUAUGAAUAUCGAUAGUCGAGAGUUUUAAAAAGUUGAAAAGUACUAAGUACCUAACACACUGCUUGACUCUGUGUGGAGCCUCAGCUGUUUAAUUUGUUGGGUUGUUUGCAUAUCAGGUUCUUUUCUACCGUCAUUUUAACCGCUGUAAAUAGAUGAGUCAAAGUUGUGAUUAUUUACUAAUAGAGAAGUAGAGAAGUUUACCGGAGUUGGAUUUUUAUAAGAACAUUUUAAUUCAUUUUAAAUUAUUUGUUCUUUAUUUUAAUUGAUCUACAUAUUGUGCACAACAGGCUAAGAGACCAGUACUAGAAAGUACAAAGUAUUUUUAAGUAGAGAAAAUGAGCUUCCCAGGGCUGCACAUGACUAUGUAAAUAAGACAGUUCCCAGUGAUAACUGGCCCAGGGCAUGGACUGGUCUGAAAUGGCCUGCCUCCUCCCAACCCACUCCUGUCUUUUUGAUGCAAAAAGCAGUAGCCACCAGCAAGCCAAAGUUUCAGGAACUUUAACAAUAACAACAAAAGGUCAAAAACUAAAAUAUCAAAAACAUAAAAGAGUGUGUGAGUACGUGUGUGUCUUCUCUGUAAACUCAUUUGUCUUUGAUUCUGAAAUUCAAGUAUUCUUCAGUUAAUUUUAUUAAUGGGAAGAGAUUGUCUCUAUGUACCACAUAACAAACUUGUUUCAUUUUGCAAACUAAAAUCAGUCCCUGUUUGCUUAGAAUGUUGUUAUUUGAAGUAUCUCAUUUUGUCAAAAUCUUUAUGUGUUUGAACAUGGCGUCACCUUAAUACCUGCUCACAUUACGGCCAUACCACUUCCAAAAACUGGUUAGAGAUUUAACAAAACCUGUCCCUGAUUUGAGAUUUUCACAGGAAAAUACUGCUAUGUACAUCUGCAUAUCAUUGCAAGUAUGCUGCAGUUUUAUCCAGAAUGCUUCCUUAAGACCUCACUUAGAACAUCCUGUGGGUUCUUCUGCUGUUAGUUCAGGUAGACAUUUGUGGAAGGCAGCAAGACGGGUCUGAAAGAGCACACAUGUUUAGAGUGUGGGAGAUGCUGGGAGACGGGAGAGGAACAGGGGGGCUUGUUCCAAGUUUUACCCUAAGUUCUGUAUUCAAAUCUUUGCUCAAGGCAUUUCGCAUGUGACAUUAGUAAAGCUAUCUCCAAAGGUUUUUGUUUGUUUGUUUGUUUUUGUAUCUGUUUUUCUUUUUUGUGGCAAAGAUUUAUUUUAACUUGGGGGAUUUUGUUUGUUUCUAUGUUUCUGCAAAAUAAAGAGCACUGAACUUUAAACUUGAAUUUUUCUGCACUUUCUUAGGUCAUGACUUUUUAUUGUCCUUUAUUUAAUCUGCACUUUUUCGGUUUAAAUCAAGUGAUACAUGUGUCUGAGACAUACCAAAAUCGUGACUACGCUGCUAGCGUCACCUAAAACCAAUCGGUUCUAAAACCUUUAGUAGGGCUUUGCCUAGCUUUUAAAGAUUAAAAACAAAUGAAAUGAUUUGCUGUGUGUUUCGAUGGGCUUGAUCUUUGUUGCGACACUUUCGGAGUUGCUUUUAUAAUCACAUAAAAACAUGCUAUGUUUAUAUGCUGCUAGAAAGUAUACUUUUAGUUUUAGAUGAAUUUUUAUGAAUGUACUCUUUAAUUUUAAAAAUGGUGAACUUGUUAAGUCAAAGUACUUAAAAAGUAUGUAUAUUAUCCAUAUAAAAAGUUAUGUUUUACCCUUAUACUAAGAAAUACUGGUAUCUCAUUUGAGAUACAUUUAAGUUUUAAAAGGUCAUGCAUUAUUGAAAGGCCUUCACACCUGACAAAACACAGUUAUGUAGUUAAAAAAAAAAACUCUGCCAAAUAUUUUCCAAUAUUGAUCUUUUUGAGGGGAAAUGUCCACAACCAUAAUUUCUAGACCUUUUCUGAAGCUUCAGCUUGCUAUUGGAUGCCUAUUUUAGUUAUUGUUUUAAAAUACAUAUAUAUAUACAUAUAUUGAAAAUGGUUUUCCAGAUAUUUUCUUCUACCUUUUUUAAAAAUAAAUUUCCAAAAAUAGAAACAGAGUUUAUGUAUUUUUGUCAAUGAAGGUUUUUUCUUUUUAUUUUAAUAGUUUAUAGAGUUUGUUCCUUAUCAGUUUGAUACUUAAUCAAUACUCCUAGGCCUUUUUAUUCUGUAUUUACUUUGAAAAGAACACUCCUAUGUAGCCAGUAUCCCUUCUGGUUUUCUGUUUGUCUUUUUCUUUCAGUGUUUGUUCUGGGGUGAGAUUGAAGCCCAAGUGUGCUGCUGCCUUGGAGAUGACUAUGCAGCGGCUGAGCUUUGACCUUUGUCCGUCUGUCUCUCCUUCCUCUGGCCCGCUGUAGAGUAAUGUGGGCACCAUCGCUCUUGCUUCAGAUGCUGUGAGCAUUCUGUGAACGGAAGACAGUUGCUGCAAAUGAAAGGGGCAAAGCUGUAGCGUAGCUUCCUGGGAAAGUGAAUGAUUUUAAUAACUUCCCAGUCUGGGUCUGAAGUUACUGGUUCAGUUUUUCUAUGAAUUCAGUAUUGUCUCCAGAGUUGCUUACGGGUGGCCUCUUUCUGUUACGUGCAGGAAAUGGGAUUAUAUAUCUGCAAGUAUUUUUCAGUGAGGCACAUAGUUUAAUCUUUAUAAGGUAUAAAUAGUGUCAACUCAUUGUAGGUCAUUUGACUCAGGCAUUUAAAAUGGGUGUAGGUUAAUUGUGGGAUUUUAUUUAUGUGAGUUUGGGGUUUUGAUUAUUUUUUUAUAGCACUUGUAUUUUGUUAUCCAAACUUUGCUCCAAUUGAAGAGAGUGUACUGUGUUUCUGACAGACUUAGAUGCACUAAGAAGUAAUGAAAAGAUGAGAAAUAGUGGCAUCAUUUCUUUCCUUCUUUCUUUUCUUUUUUUGUAAAUAGCUAUGUGAUACUUUAGGUGUGACCUCUACUUAACAUGGUAGCUAGUCUAGGGAGGGGAGCACUGUCUAGUUACACUUCCUUUCAUUGUAAACGUGUUUCAAAAAAAAAAACAGUUAUAAAACAGACAGACUUAGUUUCCUAGGGUUGUCCAUGCGGAGGGCAAGCAUGCAUCCAGACUGCUAGCCUGUCUGUCAACACCGUACGCACUGUUCAUCUCCUGCAUUUUCUCUUUACGUUCGCUCAGUGCAGAACUGUUUCUAAAAUAAUUCCUGGAAUGUGCUUUUGGAGUACAGUUUUUUUUAAUUAUCUGUGUAGUGUUUCAUUUUUUUUUAAGAAAAAAAAAAGCACUAUUGCAAACCCUGAAAAACAUCCUCAGACUUUGUAGUUCUUUUGCGUUUCUGUAACUUAAUGAGAAAAAAAAAAUACUGUCAUCACAGCAAAUAGGUUCAAAAUUAGGUGAUGAAAUAUUUUUGUAAAUAAAUACCAUUAAGCUGGUAUUUUGAGAAUGUAUUACAAAUUAAUGUUUCUGAGAAAUGUUCCUAUAUAUGUAAAUGAAUUUCUUUGCUGAAGAGCUCUGAUUGGGCAAAAUAAAAUACUCUAAUCUCUUCUGAAACAAAAAA
Molecule: messenger RNA, 9370 nt
Organism: Mus musculus (house mouse)
Lineage: Eukaryota; Metazoa; Chordata; Mammalia; Rodentia; Muridae
Gene: Stxbp5
Product: syntaxin binding protein 5 (tomosyn)
Exons: 28
Coding region: 540-3998 (1152 amino acids)
Biological process (GO): positive regulation of secretion by cell
Cellular component (GO): cytoplasm; plasma membrane; extrinsic component of membrane
Source: RefSeq, marked validated